Molecule: messenger RNA, 594 nt
Organism: Fraxinus pennsylvanica
Lineage: Eukaryota; Viridiplantae; Streptophyta; Magnoliopsida; Lamiales; Oleaceae
Source: the annotation of a GenBank genome assembly
AUGUCUCUCACAGGUAAUCGACUCCUCUGCAAAACACCCACAAGAACACCUUACGCCCAACCCCAUAUACGCCGUCCAUUUCUCAUACCAUCAUCCCCAUCGUGGUCUCAUCACCCAAGAACAUCUUUUACAGUCUCAGCGAAUCCCAAGAAGCUCUCGUCAUCAUCGAAGACUGGAAGAUUUGACAGCAAGAACAGAAGAAGCUCAGUUUCAACUAAGGAACAAGAAGAAGAAGUAUUAGAAAAGCAACGGAUGGAUGAGAUUUCAGUUGAUGAUAUAAGUGGUACUAUCGGAGCCGUUGAUGAUGGAUUUGUAAUGCCAGAGCUUCCCGGAGAAAAGCCUGACUUCUGGGAAGGUCCGCAAUGGGAUGUUCUUGGUUUCGUCCUGCAGUACUUGUGGGCUUUUGGCAUCGUUUUUGCGUUAAUUGCUUGUGGCAUUGCUGUGGCCACAUACAAUGAGGGAGCAACAGAUUUCAAGGACACUCUAGUUUACAAGGAAUCUAUCCAAUCUCGGGAACUUCUAGACGAACCAGACGCAUCUAAUUCAGAUGUUUUUGAAUCCAAUCCGACCGAACAGGCUCCUAGUUUGGACUAA